This is a messenger RNA of Plasmodium vinckei vinckei, 1413 nucleotides long. Its product is annotated as G-protein coupled receptor, putative. Gene Ontology annotation, biological process: carbohydrate metabolic process; peptide modification. Lineage: Eukaryota; Apicomplexa; Aconoidasida; Haemosporida; Plasmodiidae. The record is from RefSeq and is a predicted model, not a curated record. The coding region runs from base 1 to 1413 and encodes 470 amino acids. The transcript has a single exon. Gene Ontology annotation, cellular component: plasma membrane.
AUGGAAAAAAGUAGGCGGUAUAUUUCAAAUGAAUUUCUGGAGGAGUUUGAAGAGAAUGAACAUAAUAUAAUAUUGAUAAAAAAAAAGAUUAAUGAAUAUUCUUUCAAAUUAAACAAUGAAAAUGAGAUGCAUGCAAAUCAGUCGAUUUAUUGUGGUAUUGGUGGUAUAUUAUAUAUGGACAUAGUAUUAUAUGAAUAUAAUAAUGAUUAUAUAUAUUUAGAAUUUGGUAAUAAUAUAAUAAAAAGAAUAAAUAGAUAUACUUGUAAGAAUUGUAUAAGUUUUUUAGAAGGUAAUAUAGGGGUAGUUAGUUUAUCAUGUGUUUUAAAUAAGUAUAUAGAAAAUGAUAAGGGUGUAGAUAUAAAUAUAAAAGGUUUAAUUCAAAACUUAAAAGAUAAUUCAAAAGAAUUAUUACAAAUAAAUAGUAAUUGUGAAUUAUUAUAUGGAAAAAGUGGAUAUAUAUAUUCUCUAUUAUUUUGUAAAAAUACAUGGAUAAAUACAAAAUUCAAAUUUUUUAUAUUAAAAAAUUUAUAUAAUAUAAUGAAUUCAAUAUUUGAAUAUGGUUUAACAGAAGGUGAAAAAAAUUAUAGUAAUACAUUCCUUAGUUUAUAUUUUGAAUGGCAUAAACAAAUAUAUUUAGGUAGUGCCCAUGGUUAUGCAGGUAUAUUUUUAAUACUAUAUAAACUUAUAUUAUUUUUAUUUAAUCACAUUGAUGAUUUGUCUAUAUCGUUAAUUUUAUGCUAUAACAAUGAAGUGGUAGAUUUAAACAAUUUAGACAAAAAUGAAAUGAACAAAUGUAAAAAUGUCGUUAUUUCAAAACUUAAUGAAAAUAUAAAACUUAUAUAUAAAGUAGUAGAUGAAAUAUUACAAUUUUAUUUAACCGAUGAAUAUAAUGUUUAUUCAUCAGUUCGAAGAAAACAAAAAAGUCAAGAAAUAAGUUACACAAUUGAUAAUGGUAAUAAUUUUGUAAAAAAAAAAGAACAACUAAUUCAAUGGUGUCAUGGAAAUGUAGGAUUUAUUAUCCUUUUAAUUGAAUUAUUAAAAUAUAAAUAUGUACCAAUUAAUUUUAAAGAAAAAUAUAAUCAAAAAUUUUUAGAAAAAAUGGGAUUAUUAAUUUGGGAGAAAGGAUUAUUAUAUAAAGGAUUUGGUUUAUGUCAUGGUAUAUCAGGUAAUGGAAUUGUUUUUUUAUAUUUAUAUAAUUUAACUAAUGAUAAAAAAUGGUAUAAUAUGGCAUUAAAAUAUGGUCUUUUUUGUAUAAAAUAUUUUGACAAAUUUUAUAAUAUUCCUGAUAGACCUAAUUCUUUAUAUGAGGGUUAUGCAGGUCUAGUUGUUUUUUUAUCAUUUAUUGUGAACCCUCAUUUGGCGUACUUUCUUGGAUAUGAUUUUCCAAACAAUUUGAUUUCUACUGAUGUGUGA